UAGGGGGCGGGGCCACAAGGCAGCAUAUAUAAGGCUGGGCUCCGGGGCGCCCCCCCCUCACUCGCGCGUUAGAAGGCUCGGGUCGUUGUGCUGUGCCGUGUUCCCGCCUGCGUCAGGGACCUGCCCGGCUCAGUGGCCACCAUGGCAUCAGAUGAAGGCAAGCUUUUCGUUGGAGGGCUGAGUUUUGACACCAAUGAGCAGUCACUCGAGCAGGUCUUCUCAAAAUACGGACAGAUCGCCGAAGUGGUGGUCGUGAAAGACAGAGAGACCCAGCGAUCUCGGGGUUUUGGGUUUGUCACCUUUGAGAACAUUGAUGACGCCAAGGAUGCCAUGAUGGCCAUGAAUGGGAAGUCUGUAGACGGGCGACAGAUCCGAGUUGACCAGGCAGGCAAGUCAUCUGACAACCGAUCCCGUGGUUACCGAGGCGGCUCUGCCGGGGGCCGGGGCUUCUUCCGCGGGGGCCGAGGACGGGGCCGUGGGUUCUCCAGAGGAGGAGGAGGGGACCGAGGCUACGGGGGCGGCCGGUUCGAGUCCAGGAGUGGGGGCUACGGAGGUUCCAGAGACUACUACAGCAGCCGGAGUCAGGGCAGUGGCUACGGUGACCGGAGCUCUGGUGGGUCCUACAGAGACAGCUACGACAGUUACGCUACACACAACGAGUAAAAAUCCUUCCUGCUCAAGAUCGUCCUUCCAAUGGCUGUAUAUUUAAAGAUUUUGGGAGCUUCGCUGAAUCGUUAAUGUGUAGUGAACACACCUCCUUGUAUUCCCACUUUUGUAGUCAUUUCAGCUCUGAUCUUGUCAAACCCAGCCUGACUGCUCUGACCCCUGAGAUGGCCUCAUUGUUAGACUUUUUUUUUAAGGAAGCGCUGUCCAUUUUUAAGGGUUUUCAAAGCGUUUGAAAAGCACUUCAGAUUUACUUUUUUCUUUUAGUUACUACGAGCCAUGAGUUCUUAAAAACAUCGCCGGGGGUUGUGUGGGUUUUUUGGGUUUUUUUGGUUGUGUUGCCUUUUUUGUUUCUCUUUUGGGGUCGGCCCCAUGAAGUUGGGUGCCCCAUUCAUUUCUGAGAUUGAACAGACUCGGAAUCUGCUCUGUUGGAAGCUGAGCAAGCUGUGGCUUUUUUCCAACUCCGUGUAACGUUUCUGAGUGUAGCGUGGUAGGACAUCAUCGGGGCAGCGGCAGAGGCUGCCCUGGAGCCCCAGCCCAUCUGCCCAUCUGCGCUGUGUGUGCCCUGCAGUAGACAUGCAGAUGUCCCCCGAGAGGUUCUUGAAGAUGUUUAUUUAUAUUGUCCUUUUUUACUGGAAGACGUAUGCAUACUCCAUUGAUGUUGUAUUUGCAGUGGCUAAGGAAUUCUUGUAUGCAGUUUUCUUUGGCUUUACGAAGCCGAUUAAAAGACCGUGUGAAAUGAA
Propithecus coquereli (Coquerel's sifaka) is the source of this 1406-nucleotide messenger RNA. RefSeq names its product cold inducible RNA binding protein (gene CIRBP). Gene Ontology annotation, biological process: positive regulation of mRNA splicing, via spliceosome. The transcript is spliced from 7 exons. The record is from RefSeq and is a predicted model, not a curated record. Gene Ontology annotation, cellular component: spliceosomal complex. NCBI's taxonomy places the organism in Eukaryota, Metazoa, Chordata, Mammalia, Primates, Indriidae. Gene Ontology annotation, molecular function: RNA binding. Bases 142 to 663 code for a protein of 173 amino acids.